Gilbertella persicaria is the source of this 1666-nucleotide messenger RNA. Its product is annotated as chitinase 1. Gene Ontology annotation, cellular component: extracellular region. Gene Ontology annotation, biological process: chitin catabolic process; carbohydrate metabolic process. The record is from RefSeq and is a predicted model, not a curated record. Gene Ontology annotation, molecular function: chitin binding; chitinase activity. The coding region runs from base 1 to 1623 and encodes 540 amino acids. The transcript has 4 exons. NCBI's taxonomy places the organism in Eukaryota, Fungi, Mucoromycota, Mucoromycetes, Mucorales, Choanephoraceae.
AUGUUGUUCAAACCUGUUGGAAUUGCUGCUGCUUUUAUUGGGUCUCUUUCUUGUGUUCAAGCUGGCUAUAGUUCAGGCGGACCUAAUGUUUUCUACUACUGGGGACAAAAUUCAGCUGGUGGUGGUUCAACUCAGGCCUCUUUGGCUACUUAUUGUAAUUCAGGACAAGCCGAUGCUCUGAUUCUUUCUUUUCUCAAUAUCUUUAAUGUGGGAGGCGAUCCUGGUUUGAAUUUGGCUGGUGCAUGUGAAACAACCUUUUCAGGCACAAAUUUGCUUAAUUGCCCUGAUAUUGGCAAAGAUAUUGAAUCAUGUCAGUCCAAAGGUGUGAAAAUCAUCUUGUCUUUGGGUGGUGCUGCUGGUUCUUAUGGCUUCAAUAGCGAUUCACAAGCUCAAACAUUUGCUAGCACCCUCUGGAAUUUAUUUGGUGGAGGAUCAGCUACAAAUCGUCCUUUUGGUGACGCUCAGAUUGAUGGUGUUGACCUUGAUAUUGAGGGUGGUGGAUCUACAGGCUAUGCUACGCUUGUUACUUCGCUUCGCUCCAAGUUUGGUUCUAGCUUUUUAAUAGGCGCUGCACCUCAAUGCCCUUUCCCUGAUGUUAUUCUUGGUUCAGUCAUCGAUGCAGUUAGCUUCGACUAUGUCAAUGUUCAGUUUUAUAACAACUACUGUUCUGCUGCUGGCGGCUCAUUCAAUUUCGAUACCUGGGCCAACUGGGCUCAAUCUACUUCACCCAACAAGAACGUCAAGGUUAUGUUUACUAUACCUGGUUCGACUACUGCUGCAGGUACUGGCUAUGCCCCUAUCUCUACUAUUCAAAGCAUUGUGCCUCAAUUGGCCUCUCGUUAUCCUGGUACAUUUGGUGGUGUUUCUGUUUGGGAUGCUUCUCAAGCUUGGAAUAAUGGUAACUUUGCCUCUACUUUGUACAGCACUGUGAAAUCAGGUGGUAAUGGUAAUGGUGGUGGCGGUGAUAAUCAGCCUGGUCAAACUACCACUCGUCUUCCUACAACCACAUCUGCUACUAAGACAGCUACUUCUGUCGGCCUUCCUACUGCUACUUCAUCAUGUGCUUCUUCUGGUCAAUCGUGUUCCAACAAUGGUCAAUUCGUCUGCACAUCGGGUGGAGGCUAUGCAGUCUGUGAUCAUUCAAAAUGGACCGUGGGUUCUUGUCCUUCUGGUACGACCUGUAUUCCUACCACAGAAGGCAAUUCAGUCUAUUGUGGUUAUGCUAAUGGAUCCAAUGCUUGUUCUGCUGUUAGCUCAAUUCAACGCUUGCACAUCACCUUCAACAGCAAGAACUCUGUUAUUCCUAAACCCUACAAGGCUUCUCAAGUUUAUGCUCAAUUGACUGUAGCUGAUGCGACUACUAAAGAAUUUGAAGUUGUACUUAAUGCCCGUCGUACUAAUCCUACUCCUUUCAAAAAGUCGAUUACUGUCGAAUUCAAUACUCCUAGCAAUAUCAAGUUUACAGAUGUGAGUUCAGGUACUAUCAGACAAGUCGGUAACAGUGUCCGUAUUCAAGCCCAAAAUGCGUAUAAUACAAGCAUGACCUUCGUCUUGACUCUGAAGGGUUCUGUUCAAUCAGGUGUCUUUGUUGCUCCCAACCCUGCUUCAGUUCGCUUCAAGUAAAAGACAUAGAAAGAGAGAGAGAGAGUACCGUCUGGCAACGGCA